CUGGUCUUGCGGGAGGUGCCACAGCAGGAAGUCGAGUCGUCGACUUCUGUUGCCCAGUAGAUUCUGGGGUGUCAUUCUUCUCUUGUUGUAAGAUGCUUUUGUACUCGAGUGCUUUUUGUUGUGUUAUCGAGUAUCCUGCCUUGACUCUGUUCUCAAGCAAGCACGGCAACUUGAGAAGAUGGCUGCUCUUGAGCGGUCUUCUCAGGAGCAGUCGCGGAAGGUCAGUCUUCUGGAGGCUCGAGUCGAAGCUUUGGAGCAGGAUAAUUCUGCUCUUAAGGAUAAGGCCUCCAAACUGCAGGAGAAGGUCAAGGCUGCUGCCAAGGAGAAGAAAGAUGCUGUGGAGAAGCUGACCAAGAUCAAGGCUGAUGCUGAUAAGCAAAUGGUCAGCGAUAUGAAGCAGAUCAGAGACUUGGCGGCAGAUAGUGAUCGGAAGGCUCAGCAGCUAGCUGAUCUUGAGGCGGCGGCUCAAGUAGUCAUCGGGAUGGUCGAGGAUGAAGAAGCUGGCGAGAAGAGUCUGCUAGAGCAUCUUCGUGAAGCCCCCCAGCGGCUCGGCAGCUUCUUCUCCGACACUUCUUGGGAUUACUUGGCUCAUGUCUUAGGAUUAGUUAAGUCCUUUCUCCCUUCCGUGAACUUGUCUUUUAUUGGCGAUGGGGUUGCCGUAAGCUGUUCGGAGGAGCGAUUCUCUGAAUAUGUCGCGGAGAUAAAACCCAUCGCUGAUAAGGUUAUCAGCAGCUUGGAGCCAGCGCCAGAGGCUUGAACAGUUGUUGUAAUAUCCUCUUGGCUUUUUGUGUGGGUGUCAGUCCACUUAAGUACUUUUAACAUUGUGAUGUACAAUACUUUUUUUCCUUUUA
This is a messenger RNA of Panicum virgatum (switchgrass), 851 nucleotides long. RefSeq lists its product as uncharacterized. The transcript has 2 exons. Lineage: Eukaryota; Viridiplantae; Streptophyta; Magnoliopsida; Poales; Poaceae. The record is from RefSeq and is a predicted model, not a curated record. Bases 179 to 757 code for a protein of 192 amino acids.